AUGGAGAAGAGCAGCUACGCCAUGGCCAAGUUUGGUCUGGAGGCCAAGGAGGCGAUGCCCAAGCGGGACUGUGGGUUUUAUGUGAAGUACAUCUUCCUCUUCACCUCCCUCAUCCAAUUCCUCAUCAUCCUGGGGCUGGUGCUGUUCAUGGUGUACGGCAACGCGCAGGCGGGCACCGACACGCACCUCCGGCUGCUGGAGGAGCAGCUGCAGGAUCGCUACAACAAGAUCAUCACCCUCAGCGGGAGGAACAUGAACCUGACGCGCACCCUCAACGCCACCCUCAAGGAGAAGCAAGGGCUGCAGGUCCUCGCCCAGAAGGUGCAAAAGGACCUGGAUAAGUGCAAUAGCACCCAGCCUCCCAACCCCAUCCCCAAGGUAAGCCCCCCUCCCCGGGGAGGGAAGGCAAAGCCCCCGGGUAGCGGGGGCAGCGACCCACCCAUGGGUGCUGGGGGCUGCAAGGAGCCGGGACCUGGCUUCAGCCCCGCACGCUUCAGCAGGGAUGGACGAGAGGCCGACAGGGCGCUGCUUCGGAGCCAGCUGGACCAGACAGCCCUGGCCAAAAAGGAGAUGGAGGAAAACUGCCGCAAAGCGGGUGCCAUGCUGACCAAAGCCACCCAGGAGCAGGAGAGCUGCCAGCGGGACCUGCUCACCACCAGGACCAUGUGCGAGUCCACCAAAACCAACCUGGAGCUGCAGAAGCACGAGUGCGAUACCUUGAGGUCCGACAUGAGCUACGCCCUCAAGCGCUUCAAGGAGAUGGUCAGCCCGUACAGCUGCAGCGCCGUGCACGAGCAGCUCAGCUGGCUGAUGCGGCAGAUGGAGGCGCUUUUCCUCUCGCAGCAGGAACGGGAGACCAAAUAUGUGGGGAAAAAUGUCUGCGACAUGAACCUACUCCAGUGUCGCAGGAACUGCUCCAUGGAGAAGCAGGAGCUGGAGAAGCGGCUGCAGGAUGUCGAGAAGCAGGUCAAGAGCGGCCAGGAGGAGAAGAAGCAGCUGCUGACGGAGAAGGAGAAGCUGGGCAAGGAGCUGGAGGAGAAGAGCAAACUUGCCACGCAGGCUGGGUACUUGAAGGAGCAGCUCAACAUCUGCAUGGGCUCCAAGAUGGACGCCUUCUUCGACAUCCCAGGCUCACGGGUGCCGGGGGGCAGCCUGCGGCCGGGACCCUUCGCCAGCACGGGCUCCUACGUGGAUGCUCUGAGGAACCAGGGCAUCUUUGGGAAUAUGGGCAAAAUCAACACGGAGGAGAUGCAGCGGUCGGUGCAGAAGAUCAUAGAGCAGUACAUGUCCACCCUGAAGAACCCCAGGUGA
Molecule: messenger RNA, 1311 nt
Organism: Nipponia nippon (crested ibis)
Lineage: Eukaryota; Metazoa; Chordata; Aves; Pelecaniformes; Threskiornithidae
Source: RefSeq, a predicted model, not a curated record